Mobula hypostoma (lesser devil ray) is the source of this 4048-nucleotide messenger RNA. RefSeq names its product purinergic receptor P2X, ligand-gated ion channel, 4a (gene p2rx4a). The transcript has 13 exons. Lineage: Eukaryota; Metazoa; Chordata; Chondrichthyes; Myliobatiformes; Myliobatidae. Gene Ontology annotation, cellular component: plasma membrane; nuclear inner membrane. Gene Ontology annotation, molecular function: purinergic nucleotide receptor activity; ATP binding; extracellularly ATP-gated monoatomic cation channel activity. The coding region runs from base 461 to 1609 and encodes 382 amino acids. The record is from RefSeq and is a predicted model, not a curated record. Gene Ontology annotation, biological process: response to ATP; calcium ion transmembrane transport.
UUGACUGUUUACUUUUUUCCAUAGGGUUACCUCCAGCAUCUUGUGUGUUUUGCUUUAGUGAAAAUAAGUUGCCAGGUGACAGUCUGGUACCGAAACCCAAAACAUCUGAAAAUCAGAAAAUGUUGGAAACAUUCUGCAGUUCAGGCAGUAUCUGUGGAAGGAGAAACGGGUAGGUUUCCCUGGAUGCUGCCUCCAAAGUUGAGCACUUGCAGCAAAAGUUGUUUUUACUUUGGAUAAAAUCGCUUGUUCGGAAAACUGACCGAUUUCCCCCAGACUUAACAGAGGGGAGGGGUGUCAGAUGAAAGGUUUAAAGGGAUCGAUUACAAUUUGAGCUGUUGCUGACAGCUCAGUGAGGAACGAAGUAAUGCAAUCACAUGAUAAAUAGUUCCGUUCAGUGGGAAGUACUUAAGACCACAGUCGUUCGACGGAUUUGAAGUCUCUUUUAACCCGACACGGAACAAUGAAAAACUGCUGCGCCGUAGUUUGUGAUGCAGUUCUGGAAUAUGAUACUCCCAGGGUCGUACUUAUCAACAACAGGACCGUUGGAGUCUUGAACAGGCUGGUUCAAUUAAUAAUCCUCGCCUACGUUAUCGGAUGGGUGUUUAUAUGGGAGAAAGGCUACCAAGAAUUUGACUACCCCUUCUCCUCAGUCACCACCAAAGUGAAAGGUAUUGCCUUUACAAAUUCAACUGAGUUUGGAGAACAUCUUUGGGAUGCAGCUGAUUAUGUUAUUCCUCCACAGCAACCAUCAUCAUUUUUUGUUAUGACCAAUUUUGUUAUGACGAAGAAUCAAGUGCAAGGCAAAUGCCCUGAGUUGCCAAUCAAAAAAUUUAGAUGUAAAUCAGACAGUGAUUGUACAAAGGGACAUCGUAGUCGUCAUAGCAAUGGCAUUUUAACUGGAACAUGCAAUAAAGAGAAAAACACCUGUGAAAUGUAUGGUUGGUGCCCUGUGGAGAAUGACACAGUUAUUCCCAAGCCUGCACUUCUUGGAAAAGCUGAGAACUUCACAGUAUUAAUAAAAAAUAGUAUUACCUUCCCUAAGUUUCAAUUCUCAAAGAGAAAUAUAAUGCCAAGUGUAAAUGCCAGCUACUUAAAAGUUUGUAGCUUCGAUGAGGAAUUUCACCCAUUCUGUCCAAUUUUCUGCUUGGGAUACAUGGUUCAAAAAGCAGGAGAAGAUUUUCAGACGUUAUCUGUUGAGGGUGCAGUGAUGGGUAUUUUAAUAGAGUGGAAUUGCAAUCUGGAUCAAUCGGAAUCUAAGUGCAUUCCAAAGUAUACCUUUGAACGACUUGACAAACAUUUUGGCACAGUGUUAUCACCUGGUUAUAAUUUCAGAUUUGCAAGAUACUACAUAAAUCAGAAUGGAACACAAACAAGAGAUUUGUACAAAGCAUUUGGUAUACGAUUCAUCAUUAAGGCUUUUGGUCAGGCUGGAAAAUUUAGUAUUAUCCCAACAAUGAUAAAUAUAGGAUCUGGUUUAGGAUUACUGGGAAUGACAACAGUUGUGUGUGAUAUUAUUGUCUUGAAUUUCUUGAAGAAAAAAAAUUACUACAAGGAAAAGAAAUACAAGUAUGUUAAAGAUAAUGAAUUGGAAUGGGCAGAGAAGUGUUGAAUAGAAAAACUUGAAAAAGUCAGAAGUACUUGUAAAUUGGUGGAAAGUUUACACAAGAAUGAACAAGCAUUUGACAGUUGAUACUUUCGCUUUUAGGUUGAAUUUGUGAACAGCAUUCAACACUCUUGUGAUGGUGGCAUUAUUAACUUAAUAAUCAUAGAUAUUAUACUUUACAUGAACCUUUUGAUUAGAAUAAGCUAUUUUCUUGUAUAAGCAAGCUUCAGAAAAUGUGUUUCUUUUGUAUCUGACAACAGAUAGCCACUUAAAAAUACCAGUGAGAUUUGAGAAGCUCACCACACAAGAUAGUGCUUUUAUGAACCUUUGCUAUAAGAAAGCUAACAUAUUUUAACAUACAGAAAUAAGUUUGAGAUUACAAUGUUUAUACAACUAGCAUCUAAUGGCAUUUGCAUUUCGAAUUCAUAUCCAUAUCAGCAUGACUGAAUCUUUCAGAUGCCAUAUGAAAAGAUGCCAAAGAAACAAAAGAUAAGCAAAAAAAAAAUCAUAGAUCUACGAUAGUUAUAUAUGAAUGCAGAUUGAGGCAUCAUCAUUUCUAUUUUCUUUAAAUGCUUAAUUCCAGAUAAAAAGUUGCUCAUUGUUUAUCAAAACUGUAAAAUAUUCAUUAUGAUUUAGGCAUGAUAUUUUUUAUUAGAACAUAGGAAAAUUGCUUAUUUUUGUUUAUUACAAAAUUUCAAGAGAUCCAAAACAAAAACUGCUAGAUUUCAGCUGGUCAAGCAGCACUUGUGGAGGCAAGGGAAUGAUCUUAACAUCUUGGGUUAAGACCCCGCAUCAGGACUAAGGGAGCAGCAGGAAGAUAACUAAUAUAUAGAAGUAAGAAAGAGGGAUGACAAGAGGCUUGUAGGUGAAAGGUAUAAAUAGAAAAAGGAAAGAAUAGGCCAAUAGUGUUGUGUUGGCAAGGGGAGUGGGGAGGGUAGACACAGAAGCUAGUGGAACCAGAUAAGGGAGGGAUAAUAGCCAGAUAGAACCACGUGGGAAUCAUUUGCUUUCUCCUCAACCUCCACUUUGUUUACAGCUUUCACUUAUCAAACUCUGUCACAACAUACCCCCUUUUUCUCUUUGCCUCCAUCUGGCUAUCAUCCUCCUCCAUCUGGUUCCAUCUAUUAACCCCCUGCCUCUUUCUCAUCCCUCCUUGUGACCAAUGUAUAUUGACUAUGUUCUCUCUACACCCUUAGUCCUGAUGCAAGGCCUCAACUCUGAACAAUAACCAUUUCUUCUGCCUCCAUAGAUGCUACAUGACCCACUGAGUUCCAGCAGUUUGUUUGUUGCUCCAGGUUCCAGCAUUCAGUUUCAUGUAUAAACAAGUUUCAUUACUUCCUAUGCUCUUUAACUCUAAUGAUAUUAAAAUCAAUAAUAAGUACUUGCUUUAUUCCAAUUAUUCUUUUGACAAAAUAUGUUCUUUCGUAUAACCAACAAGCACUGCUUUAUGCCUCACAUCCACCUGUAUUUUUACAUUUUCAAUCAUCAUCACCACUGCUAUACCAAUGGCCAGCACAUCCUGCAAAAUAAUAGAAUUGAUCGCUUUAUGUUUGCACUCUUGAAGCAAAAAGACCAAAACUAUAAAUACCAUUUUGUUAAUAUUUUUCACUGGUAAGCAGCUUGAUCGGUGAAAAUAAAAAAGGAAAACUUUUUAUUCAUUUUAUCAGUUAAAAUUUUAAAAAUCAAAUCCAAAUUAUAAUCAAAACAGACUAUUGUGGAGACACAAGAGUUUGCAGGUAUUGGAAUCUGGUACAAAAACUAAACUUGCCAAAGGAUGCUGGGUCAACCAGCAUCUCUACAGGCAAAUAAAUUGUGAGUUUUGUGAAAGUCUAACCUUAGUUCAAACUCAGCUCUACAGCAUUUCCACUAUGAAAAUGCAAGGCUCUUGCAGUAGUUCCUAAGAAUUUGCUCCAACCUGCCUGCAACUAAAAAAGUAUUUAGAUGCCACUGUGACACCCAUCUAUUGCAUUAAAAAAAUUGGGCAUUUCUCACUGUGUGGACAUGAAAGUUAAAUUGUGAACAGUCCUCCUCAAUGUUUGCACAAAAAAUUAUGUAACUCUAGCAUGGUUAGUUAAAUAUAAUUUAAGAGCUUCAAAUCUUCAUGCUUUAACUGAAGAGAGAAUUAGUAGGUUAAAUUGAUGGAGGGUCCCAUUAAAAUCGAAGUCAAUCCAUUCUUAUUUGUUACCCAGUUUUGCACUUCCUGCAGGUUAAGAAUGCUGACAAAACUUUCCUUUUUAUUUCCGAUAAACACCAUGUCUUUCAGCAUUCUUGAUGAAAUUAACCAAUGAAGAUUUAAAAACAAGAACGAACAAAACUGGGUCUUUCCUAAAUUUAAAAACGCAAACAACAGGAAUUCUGCAGAUGCUGGAAUUUCAAGCAACACACAUCAAAGUUGCUGGUGAACAGAGCAGGCCAGGCAGCAUCUCUAGGAAGAGAUACAGUCGA